Haemonchus placei is the source of this 546-nucleotide messenger RNA. NCBI's taxonomy places the organism in Eukaryota, Metazoa, Nematoda, Chromadorea, Rhabditida, Trichostrongylidae. The record is from the annotation of a GenBank genome assembly.
AUGUCCGAGUCUUGGAUAUCCAUUGAACCGCGACCAUAUAACGUCGGACCGAAGAUAGUGCCUGCUGACCUAAGGAUUCAUCCGUGUUGCGGCCGGGCCCAAGGAGUAGCGGGAUGCCAACAUUCCGAAAGCCAUGUGACCGAUACUAUUCGCGAGUCCGUUCUACUUGAAUUCCAAGCCACCCCAGAGCCGACUGGUCCAGGAGAUCCACGAUCCGACGCCUUUUACGCCCUCGAUUGCGAGUUUGUCUACACUACGGUUGGAAAAGAAGCAGCUCGGAUUACAGUUGUGGACAGUUAUGGUAACGAAGUUAUGGAUUGUGUAUUCCGACCCGAACAUGAACUUGUCGACCCGAAUACAAGAUAUUCGGGCUUGACUGGCGAAGAGAUUGCACAUACCGACAAAAAGCUCGGUGAUAUUCGAGAAAUGCUCUUUAAAAUGGUCAACUCGGAAACGUUGCUGAUAGGACAUGCACUUGAAAAUGAUUUGAAAGCUCUACGUAUUGUUCACGAUAAUGUGAUAGACACUUCAGUCUUAUUUUCGUAA